AACUCUAGCUCUCCGAUGGAGUCGGCCGACUUCUACGAGGCGGAGCCGCGGCCCCCGAUGAGUAGCCACCUCCAGAGCCCCCCGCACGCGCCCAGCAGCUCCGCCUUCGGCUUUUCCCGGGGCGCGGGCCCCGCGCAGCCUCCGGUCCCACCUGCCGCCCCGGAGCCGCUGGGCGGCAUCUGCGAACACGAGACGUCUAUUGACAUCAGCGCCUACAUCGACCCGGCCGCCUUCAACGACGAGUUCCUGGCCGACCUGUUCCAGCACAGCCGGCAGCAGGAGAAGGCCAAGGCGGCCGCGGCCCCCGCGGGCGGCGGCGGCGGCGGCGACUUUGACUAUCCGGGCGCCCCGGUGGGCCCCGGCGGCGUCGUCAUGCCCGGGGGGGCUCACGGCCCCCCUCCCGGCUACGGCUGCUCGGCGGCCGGCUACCUGGACGGCAGGCUGGAACCCCUGUACGAGCGCGUCGGGGCGCCUGCCUUGCGGCCGCUGGUGAUCAAGCAGGAGCCCCGCGAAGAGGACGAGGCGAAGCAGCUGGCGCUGGCCGGCCUCUUCCCCUACCAGCCGCCGCCGCCGCCGCCGCCGCCGCACUCGCACCCGCCGCCCGCGCACCUGGCAGCCCCGCACCUGCAGUUCCAGAUCGCGCACUGUGGCCAGACCACCAUGCACCUGCAGCCCGGCCACCCCACGCCGCCGCCCACGCCGGUGCCCAGCCCGCACCCAGCGCCCGCGCUCGGCGCCGCCGGCCUGCCGGGCUCGGGCGGCGCGCUCAAGGGGCUGGGCGCCGCUCACCCCGACCUCCGCGCGGGCGGCGGCGGCGGCGGCGGCAAGGCCAAGAAGUCGGUGGACAAGAACAGCAAUGAGUACAGGGUGCGGCGCGAGCGCAACAACAUCGCGGUGCGCAAGAGCCGCGACAAGGCCAAGCAGCGCAACGUGGAGACGCAACAGAAGGUGCUGGAGCUGACCAGUGACAAUGACCGCCUGCGCAAGCGGGUGGAACAACUGAGCCGCGAACUGGACACGCUGCGGGGUAUUUUCCGCCAGCUGCCAGAGAGCUCCUUGGUCAAGGCCAUGGGCAACUGCGCGUGAGGCGCACGGCUGCAGGACCGCCCUGGGCCAGCCUCUGGCGGGGACCCGGGGAAUGGUUUCGGGUCGCCGGAUCUCAAGGCUGCCCGAGCCCUGCAAGCCAGGACUAGGAGAUUCCGGUGCCGCCUGAAAGCCUGGCCUGCUCCGCGUGUUUCUUCCUUUCCUCUGCGCCGGACUCGGUGCGUUAAGAUGACGGGGUCAGGCAGUGGUUUCUCCCUAUGAGAGGGGAGAAUUCUCCACCGGGCUGAGCUGGGAAUCCAGCAACUCUAGUAUUAAGGAAUAACCUUGUGCCUUGGAAAUGCAAACUCACCGCUCUGCUUCCUACCGAGUAGGGGGAGCAAAUACGUGCCUUGUCAUUUUAGUUUGAGGAUUCCUGCCUCCUUCUCGAGGCUGCAGCAGGCCUACAUAAAGAAAGGGUGCAGGCCCAAGGCAGGAGGAAGGUUCGGGGAGCCGAGAUCCCGACAAGCCCCAGUCGCUCCUCAGCGCCUGUCCUGAGAGAGGAGGAAACAGGGACUAGGGGCUUUGGACCUAAUUUUGUUCCCCUAGUUCUACAUGAAGGUGGAGGGCCCCUAGUUCCUUUCCUCUCCUACCACCCCUCCUCCCCCAGCCUGCAACAGGCUGAGCUUCCCCAGGCAGAACUCACUGAGAUGGGGGCCACCAGGUGAGCAAUGGGAGCCCCCACCCCCAGUCAGACCAGAAAGCUAGGUUGUGGCUUACCUAUAAGGACAUGUGUUCAAGGGAGUGGUGGCCUGGUGGAAGAGGGGAACCUAGAGAUCUUGUCUUGGGUGGGGGAUGAAGGGACGCGGGGACCAUCAGCCUUGUCUGUACCGUAUGUCUCCAGCAUUGCCAUAUGAACAUGAAGCACAAUCAUUCCAUCCCAGAGGGACCGGAGUUAUGACAAGCUUUCCAAAUAUUUUGCUUUAUCAGCCGAUAUCAACACUUGUAUCUGGCCUCUGUGUGUCCCAGCGGUGCCUUGUGCAAUAUGAGUGUGCAUGUCUAUGCUAAACCACCAUUUUAUUGGGUUUUUGUUUUGUUUUGGUUUUGCUCAGAUACUUGCCAAAAUGAGACUCUUCGUCAGUAGCUGGGGGAAGGGUCUGAGGUUGUCUUUCCUUUUGGUUUUGGGAUUGCUUUUGCUCCCGGGGGACCAAUGAGGUGAGGUGGGCUCCCCUUUCCCCCCAGCUUUCCCGGGGCGGUUGUGGGCCUCGGCUCCCGUGGGCCUGGGCUGCCCACAAGCCUGUCCCCCCGGAGGCCCUGGCUCCCGGUCUGGAAGGGAGGCGGCCUCCAGCCAACACCACUGGGGCUGGGAGCAGGGAAGAACAGCUUGGUUCUCCUCUUGUGGGGAGAACAUAGAGUU
Molecule: messenger RNA, 2437 nt
Organism: Cynocephalus volans (Philippine flying lemur)
Lineage: Eukaryota; Metazoa; Chordata; Mammalia; Dermoptera; Cynocephalidae
Gene: CEBPA
Product: CCAAT enhancer binding protein alpha
Exons: 1
Coding region: 16-1086 (356 amino acids)
Biological process (GO): regulation of transcription by RNA polymerase II; DNA-templated transcription
Molecular function (GO): RNA polymerase II cis-regulatory region sequence-specific DNA binding; DNA-binding transcription factor activity, RNA polymerase II-specific
Source: RefSeq, a predicted model, not a curated record